AUUUAUAGGAAGCUAUCGUCAACAACCUGACGAUUACCAACGCAGCAUAAGUGCAAGCGAAUUGCUGCUGGAGCUCACAAAGAAUGGGUCGAUUCUCGCUUGCAGCGGCUGCUGCUGGAUUGUUGCUGGGUCUGGCAAGCGCUCUGGAUACAAGCGUUACAGUCUCUCUCGGUAAAAUAACCGGCGCGCAUUGCGCCAGCGGGGAGAGUGUCCUUUCUUUCAAGGGCAUCCCAUUCGCCGAGGCGCCCACGGGCACUCGUCGAUGGGCGGCGCCUGUCGCCUAUGGCAAGAUCUCUAAGUUCCCCACCGCUGGUCUGGACGCGACCAAUUAUGGCUACAUGUGUCCGCAGGGCGCGGGCGAGUACGAGUCUGAGGACUGUCUGUCGCUCAACGUGUGGGCCCCGGCCAACGCGACUGCAACCUCCAAGCUGCCCGUGCGCUUUUACAUCCACGGAGGAGGCUUCCAGCAAGGCUCCGGCAGUGACGACAGCUACGACGGCUGCCGCGGCGCGUCUGACGGCAACGUGGUGAUGGUGACUAUCAACUACCGGCUGGGUAUCCUGGGUUUCAUGGCGCUGCCCGAACUCAAGGACAGCGCCGCCAACGGCACCGUCGGAAACUGGGGACUGCUGGACCAGCAGCUGGCGCUGAAGUGGGUCAAGGACAACAUCGCGGCAUUCGGCGGCGACCCCAACAAGAUGGCUGUGUACGGCGAGAGUGCCGGUGCCUACUCGCUCCUGCUCCACAUGGUGGCCACCGGAUCCAAGGGCCUGUUUUCCUCCGCCGUGUCAUUCAGCGGCAGUGCGGACGCCAUGGCGGUCGACCUCCUGCCAGAUGCCUACAAGAAGGGCCAGGUCGUCGCCGCCGCCCUGAACUGCAGCACCGCAAGCAUCGCCACCGCACGCGGCUACCAGGACGUUGCCGACUGCCUGCGCAACAGCGCGACGCCGGCCUCCAUCGGCGCCAUCAUGGCCACGUACCUGACCACCACAAUCCAGUACUUGGUGCCUGUGGUGGAUGGCGUGGUGUUCACAAAGCACCCGGUGCUGCUGAUGCGCGAGGGCAAGUCCGCGACCGUGCCCAUCACGCUGGUCACCAACGCGCGCGAGGGCAUCCUGGAGAUCUCGGGCGAGGUGCAGAAGAACGUGAGCCUGGACACCUCCGCCGACUUCAUCUCCAUCAUGCGCCGCUUCGUGAGCGUGCCCAAGAGCUUCGCGGCCAAGGUGGCGACGCAGUACGACAAGGCCAAGUACGGUGACAGCCUCUACUUCUCAGCCAUAUUCGCGCUCACAGACGUGGGCUACCACUGCCCGGCGCUGCGCACCGCCUCCGCAAUGGCCGCCCAGGGCCUGACCGUGCGCCUGAUGCAGCUGCAGAUGGCCCGGCCCACCAACGGCUGCCCCCUACAGCUGGGUGCCGGCUACCCAGCCUACCUGUACGAACUGUGGGACGCCUUCCACUCCUAUGACAUUCCCUUCACUUUCAUGAUUCCUUACACCGCCGCCGAUGUGUGCAACUUCACUUCCGCGGAGCGCGACCUUUCGUCGUUUAUGUCUGGCAUGGUCAGCGCCGUCGCCGCCACGGGCGCCCCGGUGCCGGCCCGCUCCGCCAGCCUCACCGCGCCCCAGCUGCUCAACCUGACGUGGCCGGCGUGGACGCCGCUGCAGUCACAACUCAUCCUGGACAUGGACGUCAACGCGCCCAAGCUUAUCGAUACGGCUGACUGGAAGUCCACCUGCCAGAUCUGGGACGACAUCUUGAGUUCCAACAUCGCCCUGGGCACCCAGGACCCCGACGCGCUGCCCCCGCCGGCCGCCCGGUCGCCUCCCCCGCCGCCUGGCUCCUCGGCGGCUGUGGUGGUGGCCUCGGCCUGGGCGCUGUGGCUGCCGGCAGCGCUCACGGCGCUGGCGCUCCUCUUCUAAUGCGCUGGCGGCGUUCCGUGUGUGAUGUGUGCCCGGCUUGACCAUUACGUACCGUCUGGGUCUUGCCGGCGCGCAUCCGUUGCUGCCAGGGUGUUUACGCAUCGUGCCGUAAUCAUGUUGCCGUAUUGACGAGGUCGUAUACCGCUAGCUAAGGGAUGCACCCAUCCGCCUGGUGAGAAUGGAGGCGGCCAUUCGGCCCCUUCAUCCUGGCAGAGGUCGCCAACUUCCCAUACCGUGCGCAUUCAUCUUCCUAAACUAAAGCAU
Molecule: messenger RNA, 2186 nt
Organism: Chlamydomonas reinhardtii
Lineage: Eukaryota; Viridiplantae; Chlorophyta; Chlorophyceae; Chlamydomonadales; Chlamydomonadaceae
Exons: 12
Coding region: 84-1922 (612 amino acids)
Molecular function (GO): cholinesterase activity
Source: RefSeq, a predicted model, not a curated record